Messenger RNA from Prunus mume (Japanese apricot), 1240 nucleotides. The record is from RefSeq and is a predicted model, not a curated record. Lineage: Eukaryota; Viridiplantae; Streptophyta; Magnoliopsida; Rosales; Rosaceae.
AUGUCGGUAACAGCAGGUGUUAGUGAUACUGUGAUUGCAGUCAGGGAUAAGCUCAGAGGUAACAUUGGGAAAACAAAAGUCAAAAGGUGUUGGCCUGGAAAAGCUCCCGAGUGGGCAUAUGAUGCCGACGAAGAUGGGGAUAUUAGGAUGUUCACAGCUGCUUCAUUGGAGAAAGCUUUCCCAACUCAGGAAUAUGACGUUGUUAGAAAAGAUUAUCCUAGACUCCGCUGUUUGGCUGAGAGCAGGAUUGAUAAUCGGGAUGAUGUUAGAGUUGAUCAUAGGCGUAUCCGGCAAGCUGAGAUUGUUUCAACAAUUGAAGAGGAAUCCAAGGGGCAGGAAGGGUUAGAAGCUGAGGAAGAGGACGCAGAUGCUUUGGAGGAAAGAAGAAGAAGGAUAAAGGAGAAGUUGCGUCAAAGGGAGCAAGAAGAAGCUCCACUCCUGUCAGAAGACGAGGAAGAAGUAAAGGAAGAGGAGGAAGAGGAGUCUGAGUAUGAUACUGACUCGGAAAAAGAGCUUACUGGUAUGGUGAUGCUGAAGCCUGUCUUUGUUCCCAAUUCAGAGAGAGAUACUAUUGCUGAACGGUUGCGACUUGAGGCUGAAGAACGAGCCCUUGAAGAAUCAAGGAAGAAGAAUUUGGAGGAAAGGAAGAGAGAGACAAAGCAGAUUGUGGUUGAGGAGAUUCGGAAGGGUUUGGAACAUGAAGCAAAUGUUGCUGAUAUUGAUACUGAUGAUGAAGUAAACGAGGCAGAGGAGUAUGAAACUUGGAAGGCAAGAGAGAUAGCCAGGAUCAAGAGGGAUAGGGACGAUCGGGAGGCGAUGUUAAAAGAGAACGAAGAGAUUGAAAAGGUUAGAAACAUGACAGAGGAAGAGAGAAGGGAGCGGGAGAGGAAGCAUCCGAAAGCUGCACCACGACGAAAGCAGAAGUGGAGAUUCAUGCAGAAAUAUUACCACAAGGGUGCUUUCUUCCAGUCAGAAGCUGAUGACUAUGCUGCAACUGUCGGAACAGAUGGAAUUUACACGCGUGAUUUCUCUGCCCCAACUGGAGAAGAUAAGAUGAACAAAACAAUAUUGCUCAAGGUCAUGCAGGUCAAACAUUUUGGUCACAGCGGAAGGACGAAAUGGACGCAUCUUGUCAUUGAGGAUACCACUAAUUGGAAAAAUCCGUUGAGUUUUAAGCAUUUGUUCGCAUUUUUGUAUCCGUUGAACGUUGCACCUGUUCGUUGAUACGUCUAAAUUUUCA